Messenger RNA from Gloeophyllum trabeum ATCC 11539, 441 nucleotides. RefSeq lists its product as uncharacterized. The record is from RefSeq and is a predicted model, not a curated record. Gene Ontology annotation, biological process: mycotoxin biosynthetic process. The annotation marks the transcript as partial. The transcript has a single exon. Lineage: Eukaryota; Fungi; Basidiomycota; Agaricomycetes; Gloeophyllales; Gloeophyllaceae.
GUAGUCAUGCGCAUCUCAAAUACGGUUCACUAUAGCCUUAACGUAUCCGAGGGUGCCCAAGAAUUUUCGAGGCUCUUGCCGCCAAGUGGACACCUAAUUCACCUGGACGACGCUAAUGCACACGGAACAACCAAGAAUUACACCGUCACGCUUUUUCAUCAGCUCCGUUGCCUCGAUAUCAUCAGGCGGGAAUAUGUCAGAACGAGUGACAUCUCCCGUACGCCCUCGACUCUCACUCACCACUGCAUGAACUACCUUCGGCAGACGAUUUUAUGUCACCCGAAUCUCCGACUGGAGUCUGCCAGGUACCCGAUGGGUCCCAAGUCGACCACGACUCAGAUAUAUGAUGCAGUGUGUAAUGACUGGCGCGAGGUGUAUGCGGAUGCGAAGAGGAAUCAUAAGUUGUACGGUGAUAGACGUGCUCCGGAUAAUACUAGUUGA